This is a messenger RNA of Ylistrum balloti, 1684 nucleotides long. RefSeq names its product 2-phosphoxylose phosphatase 1-like. NCBI's taxonomy places the organism in Eukaryota, Metazoa, Mollusca, Bivalvia, Pectinida, Pectinidae. The record is from RefSeq and is a predicted model, not a curated record. Gene Ontology annotation, molecular function: phosphatase activity. Gene Ontology annotation, biological process: dephosphorylation; chondroitin sulfate proteoglycan biosynthetic process; glycosaminoglycan biosynthetic process. Gene Ontology annotation, cellular component: Golgi apparatus. The transcript has 3 exons. Bases 92 to 1666 code for a protein of 524 amino acids.
AACUAUUGCAAAUGUAUGUAUACGUACUCAUAAAGUAAUAUGCGUAUGACUGUGUAGGAUUGAUAGAUACCUGAUAAAUAGAAUUGUGGACAUGAGAACUAUGCGGAGGAAAACACUGACCGUCGGCUUCGGAGGGACAGGAUGUAUAAUUCUGUAUUGGUAUCUCAAUGUGUAUUUGAAUGACCUACCACAGACUCAAAAGACACGCCUGACCCCUCACCUGCAUCACAGGGAGGAAGACUUAUCACCCUCAUCACUGGAGAAUGACUUCAUCAAAAAGGUACCACAACGUUUACCAGGAUCAAGAGGUAGGGGAACAUGGCCAGUGGUAACAUAUACAGACAGAACUGUACAGCUUUCGCUAAUCUCAAGAAAUGAACAUGUUGCCUUGGAUGGCAGAUUAAAGGAAUAUUGUAACCCUCCUUCUGUUGACAUGAAGGGAAACGAGGAAGGAAAUGUAGGAGAAGAAUUUCAAUUGAGGUCUGUACAUGUUAUCAUUCGUCAUGGCGACCGGUCCCCAAUACACAGUAUUAUUAAUCAUCCUAACACAAAGCUGAAAUGCAAAUUUGACUCGGGAUUCUUGAUGAAGGAUGAAAUACUCAGUAGCUAUCUAUAUAAACUACAGAAAACUGAAACCAACUUCCAUCCCAAAAGUGAUUUCAGAAACUGGGAAUUGUACCCAAACAAAGAAUUUUGUGAUGGUGCUCAACUGACGCCUUUAGGUGCUUUACAGCAUUUGAAAAUUGGACAAUUUCUCCAAGAAAAGUAUUUUUCAAAGGUAUUUAAGGGGAAUUUUUCAUACACAGAUAUACACAUUAAGAGUACAGAAUAUUCUAGAACUUUCCAAAGUGCUGUUGCACUACUAUAUGGCUUCUUACCUGAUUUUGAUCUGCAGAAAAUCCAAAUGCACUUGUCUCCAGACUUAUUGUUUUGUUCUUCGGACAUAACUGGACUUACAUGUCGAUGUCCUUUAGCUCAGAUAUUUAAAGUACAAGCCAAUGUUAUUGCAGGAAGUCACAAUCGUAAUGAUUCUGAACACAAGCUAUUAGUAAAGCAAAUAGCAACUGUUUAUGAUAUAAAACCACAUCAAGUGCCAUGGCUGGCGGCUGUCAUGGAUAUCCUAAUGACACAGGUUUGCCACCAUGUAUCUCUGCAUUGCAACAAAAGAAAGGAAUGUAUUGAUAAAAAAUUGCUCAAUAGAAUGUGGAAAACUGUAGAUUCAGAUGGUGUGAAGUUUAAAUCACAAAAUGAACAAUACUUAAAAUUUGCACAUUUAGCAUUACAUCCGUUGUUAUCUGAAAUUCUGAUACGCAUGAAAGAUACUAUUCUUUUGAAAAAUUCUCAUAAAUUUAUACUUUAUUCAGGACAUGACAUAUCAUUAACACCAUUACUGGCUAUGUUGGGUCUUCAUUUGAAUGGAAAAUGGCCACCUUAUGCUUCAAGAGUUGUGUUUGAACUUUAUACAAAGAGUGCACAUAGAAAUCCAAAUCAGGGAUUCAUUCGUGUUUUGUACAAUGGAAAAGAUAGGACAGAAGAUUUACCAUUUUGUAGGAAACUGCAUCAUGGAUUAUGUCGAUUGUAUCAUUUUAAAGACUUCUUAGAUAAUCAUUUAAAAAUUUUUAAUAUUACCGACUUUAAUACUCAGUGUGCUAACACAAAAAAAUAAUAAAUUUGAUAAAAAAUA